Rhododendron vialii is the source of this 935-nucleotide messenger RNA. RefSeq lists its product as uncharacterized. Bases 55 to 447 code for a protein of 130 amino acids. The record is from RefSeq and is a predicted model, not a curated record. NCBI's taxonomy places the organism in Eukaryota, Viridiplantae, Streptophyta, Magnoliopsida, Ericales, Ericaceae. The transcript has 3 exons.
GAGAGUGCAUAUCCUUUUGUCAUUGGGAGACAUUUGGCAGACCCAACUCCCAAUAUGAGCAGAAUAUUGAUGGAACUUUUUAUCUGUAGUGAUGGCUCUAUGAGGUGGAAUCGGUUAGAAAGGCUGAUAGCAGCAAUAUCUGAACAAGCUUCAGAGUCAGCUAGUGAAGCCACGAAACCUGAAGAUAAAUCGUCGAAUCCAUUGGGAUGGAAAUCCUUUGACAUGUGUGCAGUUGUUUCGGCCACCAAAGGUCUUUUUCAAUUCAUACUCUCAGAUAAGGGUUUGAGGGUUCGCAUUUUCCUUGCCCGGGAUAUAACAAAAGCAGCCGAUAUUUUUCUUGAAGAUGAGGUGGUUGAAUGGAUUUUCAACGACAAAGCUCAGUCAAGAAACACAUCAGAACCCGAGUUAAAAUACAAAAGGUACUUCAGAUGCAACAAAAGUUGGUAGGUUUCGAAGUUAAUAGUCCGCCUGAGUUCACUUGACUGAAUUGCAAUAUGCAUAUUGUUUGUUGGGGUAGUCACAGUUAAAAAAGUUCACGUUUGCUGAGAGUCUAGGCAGAAAGUCCCAACUAAUGGUGUGGUGUAGUCAAAUAUUGUGAAAAUUUUCUCAAUUACGCUGUGUUUGAGGUUCUGUUAAACAACUGUGUCGUCAGGAGGGAUUCUUUAUAUGCCAUUAAGUGAUCUUCUUUGAUGGCUGUUACAUGAUCGUGCUUUGUUGCUCCAUUUGACUAUUUGGCGAGCCCGAUCUAUGAUGCAUCAGUAACUACAUAAUCUUCUCAAAAUUGUGAUUUCUUGCCUUGUCUGAGAUCCAUUUCAUGACUUCUGAGACAUACUACGCAUUUUGGGUGGAUAUCUUCGUCAUGUUUUUUGGUAUUUUGUCUAAAAUUCUUCGCGUUCAUAUUGCGUGCCCUGAAAUUAGGCAACGAUCCCAAAGAA